UCUCUCCACACUGGAGGUCCCAGCUCUGCCCCUCGUCACGCCCCCCUGCUCUGGCCCUGGAUGUUAGUUCCUAUUAAUAAUUAGCAGUCAGGUUGUUGAGGACUUUAACACCAUGGAAGUUGCUAGAAUGCUCUUGCACAACAUCACUCACACAUGGACAAGGUAGGUGGAAGAUUUGCAGCUAUAAGAUCAGAACACGUCCCACCUUUUGGUCACCACAUACGUACUGCAAAUACUGUAAAUACUUCAACUACUGCACACAGUUACCAGAAGUACGAGCAGGUUUGUUUUACUGUUGACCAAGUAGGCUGAAAUGGCGGCCAAAGGCACACUCGGUCCACUAGGAGGGAGCGAUCUCCACGACUCUUCUGAAUCAGAACCGGAAGUGGAACAUUGUUGGACGGCAGUCAGCGGGCUGGCUUACGGAUCUUACCCCUACAAGCAGGUUAUACACAGCGGCCACUUCAUGGUGUCCUCACCGCACAGCGAGCGGAGAGGCAGAAGGUGUUCCCGCUACGACUUCGACACGGUGAACCGGACCUGGUGCCAGACGUACCGAUAUGGACCGUACAGGACCGGCAGCCUGAGUAUCGACCCAACACUCACCCGCCUGUUCGAGUGCAUGUCUCUGGCCUACAGUGCCAAAAUAGUUUCUCCCAAGUGGAAAUCUUUUAAAGGGCUGCGCUUGCUGUGGAGGGAUAAGAUCCGCCUGAACAACGCAAUCUGGAGAGCAUGGUUUAUCCAGUAUGUGGAGAAGAGGAAGAAUCCAGUUUGUGGUUUUGUUACCCCGUUGGAAGGAUCUGAAGCAGAUGCGCACAGAAAGCCUGAAGCCAUUGUUCUCGAGGGCAGUUACUGGAAGCGGCGGAUUGAGGUCGUCAUCAACGAGUACCACAAGUGGAGGAUAUACUACAAGAAGAGAGUUCGCUUUCAUCUUCAGAGAGAGAAGGAUGGCAUUUUAUCAACCCUACAAGAGGGCCAACUGUAUCAGGCCCAGGUGGAUAAAUGGUCCAGUCAGAUGUAUCCACAACCUGAAGCUACGCCAGCCGACUCCCACAUGUUCAACUUGGACUUCCUCCUUUCCAACGUGUCCGACACGCUCUUCACAAUGACCCAAAAACCAUGUCAUUGGACCAGUGAGCGGCAAAACAAUUACACGACUAAUGCUGACAUGAUUCAACCGGGCUUGACGCCUCUGCAGCCCAACUUGGACGACUUUAUGGACAUACCAGACAUCUUUAUGAACUAUUUUGGCCCAACAUACGAGCAGACAACAGCUUUUGCUGACCCAGGCUUUUUUGAAAGUUCAUUUGUCCCUCCCAUACACACUUCUCAGCUGCUCAUUGACACCCAAUCUACUCAGGCUUCAUCAUGUUCUCCUCAAAGCGAGACGAGCAGAUUUAGUCAGGACGUCAACAAAUUCCACUCAUCCAGCAUGUCUUCAUAUGGGACAUAUGGAGAGCCUUCACACGCUGAUCCUUUGGUUUCGGAGCAGACUACCAAUGUUGAUCAUGUGGUCUCCACAACAAUCCCUUUUUUCCGCCCACUUCCCUGCCACAGAAUGGGCUAUCACCCAGCGGCCACCAGCGUGACCCCGACUGUCAUUACUCACACCGCCUCCACCAUGGAGAGCACUCAGCAUGCCCACAGCUACCCUCAUCCGGGGCACACAAACCCGCAGCUUCCGUGCCAGUCUAUCAGCUACAUGCCCGUCAUGUCAGGUCCGGCCCAAGCAGUCCAGCCGCCUGCUGUUGCAACCAGCUGCUUUUCAGCGUCUGAACAAAUGGCGACCACGGAAAUUAGCUGGAAGCACAAGCAAAAGAGAGCAGGACUGAGGACAGUUGGUCAUCCUGGAGGUCUUUCUUACCACCCGCUGGCACCCACUAGCUGCCUGGCUAAGCUGCUGUCCACAGGGAAAUCGCCUGUGGGUUUACAAAGCAGGCAUGUGGCAGUCAAAGGUCAGAGGUCAUCAUCUCCCAGUUCUUUGCAAAGAAACCGUUGGCAUGCUGAGUUGCCAGUGUUAAAACCUUCUGCAUGGAGUCUUGGUGAAACACAGAGAAGAUCCUCCAAAGGCUCUGCCCUGCUCACUGAUGAUGCUGCACACAGCAGCACAGCUCUUCUCAUUCCCAAGACUGAGAACCUAUCACCUGUCCAGGUGUACGGCACAGACAUGAGCAGUUUGCCAGGGUAUUCGGGGCAAACAUCAUCCCCCAUCCCUUUAGACAAUGUCUCUCAUCCAGAAUGUCAACAGUCAAGCUUCCCUGUGUAUGGAAAGCUAGACUCAAGUAAGCAAACGAAGAGCAGGAGGAUAACUCACAUCUCAGCUGAGCAGAAGAGGCGUUUCAAUAUCAAACUGGGAUUUGACACUCUACAUAACCUUGUGACAACACUCAGCUCUCAGCCCAGCAUAAAGUUCAGCAAAGCCACCACGCUGCAGAAGACUGCAAAGCACAUCAGCAAAAUGCAGCAGGAGAGAUCUCUGUUGCAGGAGGAGGUGCGGCGACUUCAAGAUGAGAUCCAACAUCUGAACUCUGCCAUCAAUUCAUGCCAGCAGCAGCUACCAGCCACCGGCGUGCCCAUUACACGCCAGCACUUUGACCACAUGAGGAAAAAGUUCAGAGAGUACGUCCAGACACAGACUCUGCAAAACUGGAAGUUCUGGAUUUUCAGCGUCAUCAUGGAGCCGCUGUUUGAGUCCUACAAUGAAAUGGUGUCCACUGCCAGUGUGGAAUUACUGUGUCAGUCCACUUUGUCCUGGCUGGACCAACACUGUUCACUGCCUUCCCUCAGACCCAUGGUCCUGAGUUCACUCUGUCUCCUGAGUACGUCCACGUCCAUCCUGACCGACCCAUCCCUCCUACCACAGCAGGCCACACUUGCCGUAACCCAGGGUGCACCGGAUGGUGCCCUGGAUGAUUCCAUGCAGCCUCUUUUAGACAACACACGCAACAUGUGACUGAAAGACAGUCUCUCAAUACUGCUAAGUUUCACUGGAGUAAUUUUUUUUUUAUUAUUAAAUACAAAACAUUUCAACUUAAACUUACUGUAUAUUUGCAGCAGGUAGAAUGUUUACUAUUUACUGUGUUUGUCCUUUGAGUGUUACUCCAAUUGUUCAUACAAUUUCAUGUUGUUAACCACAAGGUACAAUCUUUUGGGAAGUGCAACCUAUAGGAAAAAUAAUAAUAGUAACAAUACUUUGCUUUAAAGGUUUAAAAUAACUGAGAAUUUAAUGAAUGAGAAUAAGAUAUAUACGUAUUGGACUAGUCUAGCCUGGAUUUGAGGCAAUUGUCAGCCCUUAGCUGGUCAAUUAUGAACCCCUAAUUAUCAAAAUGUAUUUUAAAAUUAACCUAAUUCAUUAAGGGAAUAUAUCAUUUGAUAUUACACCCAUUUGCUUAAAUCAAUAACUCAAAGCUAAGAUGUGAAUGAUUUGUUCAGAUAUUGUUUCUUAACCUCUAUUGUUGGGCCACAAGCGCCCCUUUGAGGGCCACCGAAAAUAUUUGUUCUUCAGUUGUGUUCUCUGUCAGUUCUAGUAUGCUUUUCCACCACCUGAGGCAAUAAUGUGUCACUUGUAAUACACUUUUCCACCACUUGUGGCAGUAAUGUUUUAGUUGUAAUAGAGCGUAUAAAGAGAGUAUGACCAACCCGGUUUCAGGCGAUCUCCCCAAUGAUUGGUCAAAAAGCUACUAAGGGGCACCAUGACUGCUACCAACUUUGAGCUGAUGCUAUGUGUUUGCAAAGCUUCCUCGUUACUUUUUCAACGUAGGUGGAGCAGCAUGGGGCCGCUCCACCUGCGAAACUUGUGGAAAGCUUUUCAUCGCUUUUCUCACAACCCAGAAAGAAGACAAGUACAGCGAACAACAUUAGACACCUACCAAUUACAGCGUCUUGUGCGAGGUAAACACAGGACACAACAUCUACAUUUUGUUCAGGAGAGAACACAGAAGCUUUUACAAAUACAAACAGAAUAAAUUAACAAACUAAAGGAUAAUUUGACAAAAACAGACAAUAUUUGAAUUUCAGUGAAACUUAAAUAUUGCUAUUAAGUAACAGUAGAAGAGAAAUUCAAACACAAAUAGACAGAGUAGACAUUGCAACAGCAAAAUAAACCAAAUUUGGGGUGUAAUAGAUGAUAAAAUGAACUGGAUGUCUCAUAAAAAUAUACAACAUAAAGUGGCAAGAAAUAUGUCAAUAAUGAAUAAUGCAAAAUAUGCUCUGGACUAAAAAUCGCACCAUAUUCUCUUGUGCUCACCAGUGUUACCAUAUCUGAGUUAUUGUGCAGAAAUAUGGGGAAAACUCAGAAUUUCUCUGUGAUUGUUGGUCCAAAGCUAAUUUUGUUAGCAAAAUGAGGGUAAUACGUGUAGGAGGUUCUUUGUAUUACUUUACGUACACUGCAGGAAUGUAGCAGCAGAGUGUGUCAAAUAUGGCUGCAACAUUUUACUUUGGUGAAAUAAAAGCAUGUUUUGGAUGGAUGUAUUGAAAACUCAAUGUCAAAACAACAGCAAUUGCAUGCUUCCGAGCACACCCACACAUGUCCUUGGUAGCAAACAUGGUGCCUGUUUUUUAGUUGGCCAAACUCUCUUCAUACAAAACACUUUUCCACCACCUUUUUUUUUGUGGCAGUAAUUUGUCACUUGUAAUACACCUUUCUGUAACAUGUGGCAGUUAUGUGUCACUUGUAAUACACUUAUUCACCACUUGUGGCAGUUAUGUGUCACUUGUAAUACACUUUUUCACCACUAGUGACAGUAAUGUGUUACUUACUGCAGAGUCGUGUAUAAAGAGAUAAAGGCCAACUAAACAA
This is a messenger RNA of Entelurus aequoreus (snake pipefish), 4798 nucleotides long. Its product is annotated as carbohydrate-responsive element-binding protein. The transcript has 17 exons. The record is from RefSeq and is a predicted model, not a curated record. Gene Ontology annotation, molecular function: protein dimerization activity; RNA polymerase II cis-regulatory region sequence-specific DNA binding; DNA-binding transcription factor activity, RNA polymerase II-specific. Gene Ontology annotation, biological process: regulation of transcription by RNA polymerase II. Bases 314 to 2953 code for a protein of 879 amino acids. NCBI's taxonomy places the organism in Eukaryota, Metazoa, Chordata, Actinopteri, Syngnathiformes, Syngnathidae. Gene Ontology annotation, cellular component: nucleus.